UGUUAUCAGUAAUCAUUAUAUUCAUUGAGUAACACAAUUAACGCUAAUUGUCAGCCAGUAAUAAUUAAUUCUGAAAAUUUUCAAACUUUUCCUAAUCUUAAUUAACCAGUUAAUUUUAGAUCGACAGGAUAUUUAAGUUAAUCAUCAUGAUAAUAAUUUGAUUCUUGUCUGGUGAAUCAAAAUUGAUUAUUAAUCAACAAUUGAUUUGCUAAUUUGUCUUAAUUAACUUGAAUACGGUUCGAAUUAGUGUCUCCCUCUACUGAUUGCGAUCUCAACUGUAAUUAGAAACCAAAUUAAUCAAAUUGUUUUCAUUUGAUCAGCAAAUAGUUGCAACAAUUUAGAUUAUAAUAUGAAAUAAAUUACAUGGAAAGUUAAUUGUGAAGGAGUAAAAAAAAUCUUUCACUUUUAUUAAUUUCCUUUGAGUGAUAAUUACAUAAUCAACCCAUUCUUAUUUAAUGAUUGUAAGGUUUUAAUUAUGAUCCAUCGUGAGGUGAUUUAAUUAAGAAGUUAAUUUUUUUCUAUUGAAAGAUUUUUUCAAUUAAUGAGACGACGUCUCAUGUUUAACCUUAGAUGGAGUUAAUUAUGUGUGUUGAUGGUAAAGAGACUAAUUUGAAUGGGGAAAAGUUCAUUAUGAUCUUUCAUCAUCAAUAACAAUCAAUACUUGGAACUGAAUUAAGAUAUUAUUAUCAUAAUUCAGUUACAUCGAGAUUGUCUGAUCAGUUAUGUCUCCAUAUGAAUAUCAUGAGUUCAACGAACAAGAGAAAAUCAUUCAAUCUUAUUGGAGAUGUUGUUUGGAACGGAAAACAACGAGAGAAGCGGUGAGUGACCUGUUGGGUGUCGCUGAGAAAUCAGCGGUUCGUUGGUAUUGUAUAGUUCGAGGGUACGAACAGAUUAAACCAAUAGCCAAAGGUCGAUAUAUUUUCGAGCUUUUUCUCGACUUUAUUGGUGCAAUUAUCUUGUUACGAGGUUUCUUGAUGAUCGUUGUACCUUUUGCUCCGGUUCGAAUUGCCUUAGGUGAUCCUUUUAUUGGCUCAACAGCUCAUGGAAUUCAGAUCAUGCUGGUUAACGGGAUAUUGAUACUUGCCUGUGGUCUUAGAUAUCAUUGUUUCGCAGCGGAAAAACGAGGGCCCGUUGAAGCGUUCCAACUUUAUCAUCGCCUUAGGGCAACAAAGUUUGACCAUAAAAAGUUCAAGUUAACAUCAGCUGAUUGUUCACAUAUUAGAAAGUUGUUUUUUCUCUUUAUCCGUUUCUAUCUCAUCAUAACACCAUUAACUUGCUUGGCGAUUGCAGGUUGGUUGGGAUUUGCAUUUAUCGCCAACCCAAUCAACUACGACAAUUUAACGAAUUUUGUGGUCAUCGGUGUUUGGACAGUCAUCGUCUCUAUUACGAUCACUUUGGGCACUUAUCCCUCUUAUUGGAUUUAUAUUCAAAAUACUUUGAUUAUGGUUUUUGUUGCAUUCGCACUUAAUUCCAAUCAAUUUUUCGGUCAGCUACUGGUCAAGUCAGGAAUUAGAGCUAAUCAAAACGAUAUAUUCGAAUAUUUUUCUCAGCAAAAUAAAAUCUACAAUACGAUCAAUCGGUCAAUCGUUGAUUUAGGAUCAACUUUUUCUCAUGGUGUUAUUGUCGCUUCAGGUCUUGCUGAUUUCGCCAUGUUUGUUAGUAUCUGGAUUGGAACGGGAAGUGAUCUAUUCGAUUACCUUAUUUUCGCUGUUGGAAUAACAAUUUUCUCUGCAAUAGUAAUGGUCAAUAUUCUGGCCGCACUUACAGUUGUAAAGGUCUCUUCGUGCCAUUUAACUAAUUAUCAGAUCGCUAGAUAUUGUAAAUUAAAUUUAUCUGCCAAUUUAAAAUUAUUGGCUACAUGUGAACGAAUGAAUGUCAAUCAGAUCGGUUUCACCCUCGGCGGAAUCUUCACCAUGAAUUCCCAUUCGUUCAUGUUGGUUGGUAAUAAUUGUCUUCUUUUCAAUUAAAUUGGUCAUCAAUUUAAUCUAAUUAACGUAUUUUCUUAUUAUUAUGAUCUUCUCGGCGUUAGUAUCUCUUGGAAAA
Messenger RNA from Panonychus citri (citrus red mite), 2043 nucleotides. RefSeq lists its product as uncharacterized. The coding region runs from base 723 to 1967 and encodes 414 amino acids. Lineage: Eukaryota; Metazoa; Arthropoda; Arachnida; Trombidiformes; Tetranychidae. The transcript has 3 exons. The record is from RefSeq and is a predicted model, not a curated record.